CCAGUUGACGGUCACACUGCCUAUGUUCAGUCUGAAUUCUUGUUUUUGUUCAACAUUUUAAGUUUUUGCGUUUGCCGUUGAAUUUGUGUAUUAUGCCACCCCCAAGACCAAAGGGGAUAGGAUUUACAACAGGGGUAACACCAGCUCGACCCGGUUCAAACACCCCCAUGUCCGAAAGGCAACAAAUGGCUUUGCUAAUCCAAAUGACAGCAACCUCCUCAACAGAGACAGCGCGAACGCAUUCAAAAAAAAAUGAUAAGAAAGGAGAUGCCGAUGUUGAAGAAAUCAAUGUGAGCGAAAAGCAAUUAGAGAUUGUGGAUACGAAGGAUACGAAGCCAUCGACGGAGGAGAGUUCAACGGAUAGUAAAAGUGCCGAGACGACGACUGCAGCGCAAAACGUGACAAGCAGCAGCACGAAGCGAAGUUUCUCAGAUGUCGAGGAGGAUUUCGAGGAGCAUGGUGACGACAUCAAGAAGAAGAAACGCAAGGAUUUAGAUAACCCAAAAGAUGUAAAAAAUCCAUCCACCAAAAUAUCAUCAAAACUCGAUAAAACCUCAAAGUUAGCAGCGACAAAAAAUUCACCAUCAGCAAGUAAAAUAAGCACAACAGUUGCGGACAAAGAGUUGGAAGUAAACAAGACGCUUGAUAUCGAGAAUAAUGAGACAACAGAGAACAGCGAGGAUUACAAGAGCAAUGACAGCCUGUACAAUAAUAAUGGCGCACUGAAGGUGCCACCCUUGAAGAUCGUAAUACCCCAGCAGAAUUGUUCUAUUGACACCGAGGGGAAUGUGCUGCGAACUGGCAAAGUAGCAGCAUCCCGAAAUGCCGCCUUGCCUUACGUCGUCAGUUCGAAUAGUGAUUCCAUUGACACCAUAUUGUCCAACCAAUGCCUUAGUCCGCACGAGAGUAGUCCACAAAAAGUGAACAUUGCCUGCUCCACAAUACUCGACGAUAAGAACAUUAAGCUAUUCAAUGAUGAGAAAAAUCUGAGAGUCCUGCGCAGCUCUUAUCGCAGCGGAGUGACGAGCGCUGAACGCAGCUCGAACAAUUCAUCGCCGCAAAUGCAGAGCAGUUCACCAUCGCCGGCAUCCUCAAAUCAUGCCACCGACAAUGUGGACAUUAAGGGAUCCUAUACAAACAUGACAGCCAGUCCCAUACAACAUAAUCAAUUUGAUCAUGAUGUUUUACCCAACGUGCCGAGUCCUUCGACCUCAUCGACGUCAUCGUCCAAGGAUAUUAUCUCAUCGUCGCAUGUGGAUCUUCAUCCGCGCAAGCGCAAGAUAAGACCCAAGAAUAGCAAUGAUGACAACUCGAAGCAUUCAAAUGCGGAUAACAACUCCUCCUCGUUGGCAUCGGGCGAAACGCAUCCACAUGAUUAUCCAUUUACGAAUGGAUUUCAAAUGUUCUUAAAUAUACGACGACAAGUGGAGAAAAAGUGGAAGAAUCUUUAUCCCGUUAAGCCAAGACCUCCGCAGGGAUACAAUGAUUAUUUGCUCACCAAGAAAUCAUAUCUCCUGAGGCGAAAUGUGAGUAAGCCGGAAAUUCAAAUACCCGAUGCCAUUCCGGAGGAGAUGCGAAAGUUUUACGUGGAACAGGAAAAGGCGAGACAAGAAUUAACCGAAGAACACAUUGUGGAACGAGAGAAACUUUGCCUGAAUGUCGAACAGGAAAUAAUCCGAGUGCACUCGAAGGCAGCCAGAAGUAUAUCCGGGCAGUGUGCACCGUAUUCCGUGUGUACAUUCCUCAAAGAUGACGAAAUCUAUAAUAUGAUCACGCCGGAGCAGGAUGAGAAGGAGAAAAGUGCUCGCUGUCGUUUCAAUGGCCGAUUGCUGCUUAGCUGGCUCCAAGAUGUGGACGACAAGUGGGAAAAAAUCAAGGAAUCGAUGGUUCUACGGCAGCACAAUGAGGCGGAAAGCCUUCAUGCCGUACAAGUGAUGGACUGGAAUAUUUGCCUGAAACAAAAUCAAUUGUAUGAUUACAUAUUCGAGUCCAGCGAGGAUCGUGUUCAUGUGCCCAUCGUUCAUGUUGGCGAAGAUUUUGACAUUUUACCAGCGUGAAUUUGGUGUUUAUAACUUGACGAAAAUGCAUCUUUAAAUAUGUGAAUAUUAAAAUGUAAAAAUUACCAAAAAACUGUUCAAUUUUUAACUUAACAAAUCGUUUCUUGUAAGAGAGCGAAGAAAUAAAAAAAUUGAAUAAGAGCGGCAAA
Messenger RNA from Drosophila grimshawi, 2206 nucleotides. Its product is annotated as ankyrin repeat domain-containing protein 11. The transcript is spliced from 3 exons. Lineage: Eukaryota; Metazoa; Arthropoda; Insecta; Diptera; Drosophilidae. Gene Ontology annotation, cellular component: nucleoplasm. The record is from RefSeq and is a predicted model, not a curated record. The coding region runs from base 93 to 2057 and encodes 654 amino acids.